Molecule: messenger RNA, 1041 nt
Organism: Stylonychia lemnae
Lineage: Eukaryota; Ciliophora; Spirotrichea; Sporadotrichida; Oxytrichidae
Source: the annotation of a GenBank genome assembly
AUGGCCUUAGCUAAAAAGAAAGUUUUAGUGUAAAGUAAUUCUCACUUGUCAGUUUAUAUCGGCCUUUAAACAGCUGGGUGUACGAUUCAAUUUAUUUUACCUGAAUACAAUUCUGAUUAUGGAGUUUUUCUUCCUAUUACAGCCAAUCAAAUUUAAAAUCUACUCUAGGACUCACCAGAUAUUGAAGCUAUAUAUCUAACUUCUCCAAAUCAUGAAGGAUUCUAAUGUAAUUACCAAGAAAUUAGGAAUGUUAUGGGUGAUUCCCGUAUUCUAGUAAUAGAUGAAGCUCAUGGAUCUCACUACUACUUUUCAAAAGAUUUGAAGCAUAAAUCUGCUCUUAAUUCCGGAGAUAAAGUAGUAGAUGCAGUUGUGACUAGCAUUCAUAAAAACUUAGGAGGCCUCACAACAUCUCCAAGCCCCUUUCUAGUUUUGGAUGCAGAGUGUUGUGUUAGAGAGUUUGUUGAAAAUGGUGAUGAGAUGAUAUUAAGAGCAGUCAGACUUAACAAAAAGUUUAGGAGAGCUAUUUAAAAAUUUCAAUAUGUAAAUGUACUAGAAUAGCAAGGGUAGGAUCCAACUAAGACAAUAUUUAAAAUUGAAGGAAUUAAAGCAGACGAUCUGUAUCAUUUGUUAGAUAAAUAUAGGAUUAAUCCUGAGAAAUAUACAGAAAAAGCUGUGUUGAUAACUAUACAUAUAAACAUUAGUGAAUAAGAUGUAGAAGAUCUAAUUGAAGCUGUGAAACUGAUAUCUAUUGAAUAUGGAAGAAUCGAGGAGAAGAGAGAUAGUUAAUACCUUAUAGAAUAAGAGAAAAUUAAUUAAAGGCUUACAAAUCUCUUCAGGGAAAGAAAAAUCAUAAUGGACCUAAGAGAUGUAAUGGCAUCAAAAUUUGAGUAUGUUGCUUCCUUUAAGGCCAUUGGAAGAAUUAGUGCUGAAGUAAAAUCUAAAUCUCCUCCUGGAUAUCCAAUUUUAUUGUAUGGAGAAGUAAUAAAAGCAGAACACAUAGAAUUCUUAGAAAUGGAUGAAAAAUUAAAAGUAGUUAUAUGA